Clunio marinus is the source of this 198-nucleotide messenger RNA. The record is from the annotation of a GenBank genome assembly. Lineage: Eukaryota; Metazoa; Arthropoda; Insecta; Diptera; Chironomidae.
AUGAUGUUGAACUUGUUCCACGUGACGGUCGUUUGUACACCGAAAUUCUUCUUUCAAUUUACUAUGAAAACAGAAAUGGAAUCAAGUCCAUUUCUUACCAUAGCUGUUGAUGAUUCUUUUAUAUGCACUAUUUAUUUAAUAGAAAGAAUUACAAAUGGAGCACACAAAGUUGGAAAUAAUUCAUCAUUAUUUUAUUAA